Molecule: messenger RNA, 1496 nt
Organism: Photinus pyralis (common eastern firefly)
Lineage: Eukaryota; Metazoa; Arthropoda; Insecta; Coleoptera; Lampyridae
Product: CLIP domain-containing serine protease 14D-like
Exons: 6
Coding region: 108-1466 (452 amino acids)
Biological process (GO): proteolysis
Molecular function (GO): serine-type endopeptidase activity
Source: RefSeq, a predicted model, not a curated record
GGUCAACAUAAAAUGUAUUUAAGUCGUUAUGUAAUAAUUAAAAACUUCAAAAAGUUCAGUAGCCCCGUUUUUAUAGAAGUCAAUAGAUGUGAUUGCUAAAGGUACCAAUGAUUUGGUUAAUUUUUCUUAUAUCGUGCUUAACACUAAAACCGCUUAACGCACAAAAUGCAUUUGAAGCACGGCUCUGUACAGCACCAGAUAAAAGAACGGGAACCUGUAUACCUGUAAAACUAUGCCAACCCAUGGUCCAUUAUCUUCUACAAGCACCUUCAAUAACUCACGAAAUUGCUGACAUGUUAAUUCGAUAUCGCUGCGAUCCUACAAUACAAGAGAUUAUGGUCUGCUGCCCAAAUGGCCCAAUAAUAAUAAACGCAACGCAAAAACUCGAAACAAUCGAGCCAAAGAGCUGUACAACACCCCACAAAAGAAUAGGAACUUGUGUCCCUAUAAAAAUGUGCCUCCCCAUGAUAGAUUACCUUCAACGUGUACCCUCAAUAACGCAAGAAAUAUCAGAAAUGCUAAAUGAAUUUCAAUGUGAUCUUACACAAAAUGAUAUUAUGGUAUGUUGUCCAAAAGAACCAAUCAUAAUCAACGAAGUGAGAAAAAUGUUCAGUCGAAAUGUUGUGCAGCAUCGAAAUAUAGACUUAUUACCCGAAAAUUGCGGCGAACUACCUGGAGGCAAUCGAAUUAUAGGUGGAAAUAAAACCACCCUAUUUGAAUUUCCGUGGAUGGCCCUUUUAGCUUAUAGAUCACAGAAUAUUGUUGAAUUCCGAUGUGGUGGCUCUAUUAUUAACAGCCGAUACAUUUUGACAGCUGCACAUUGCAUAACGCAGCUUCAACCUUUACAACUGGUCUUCGUACGUAGUGGAGAAUAUAAUAUUAGUUCCUCUAUAGACUGUCAAGACUAUAACAACGGCCUUUUUCAAAUUUGUGCCUCUCCGGUACAAGAUAUUGCCAUCGAAGAAGUUAUUCCACAUCCAAACUAUAAUCGAAUGGCUUUGAGCAAUGACAUUGGCUUAAUUCGUUUGGUUGCUCCCCUAAAUUUCAGCGUGGAAAAUGUUAAACCGAUUUGUCUACCAACAGACAACGAUCUACUAAGAGCCGAUCUUACUUUCCGAGUUUUAACAGUAACCGGUUGGGGCUUGACAGAAACAGGUUCCAGAAGCGCGGACUUACUAAAGGGAGAUUUUCGAAUUUCUUCACAGAAAUAUUGCCAGAUGAUGUAUGCACGCGCCCGACUAAGAUUGUAUAACACGCAAUUGUGCGGUGGAGGUACGGUAGACUCGUGUGGCGGCGAUAGUGGCGGGCCUUUGCAAGGAAUAGAAUCGUUUAUUGACGAAGAUCGUUUUGUGCAAUAUGGUAUAGUUUCGUUUGGGCCUAGGAGAUGCGGAAAUAAUGGAUUUCCCGGAGUUUAUACAAAAAUUGGACCGUAUCUCGAAUGGAUUUUAGACAAUUUAAAACCAUAAGCAUUAUUAAACCAUUAUAUCUGAAAUCUA